AAUAAUAAUGAUGAUGAUCUUAUCAGGAUCAUCAUUAUUUUCAUGUUUUUUCCUUGCAAGUCAAGGUGCAUAACCAUAAAUUACACUCUAGGAGAGUCCCCUCUAAACCAAUUAACCUUACUCUGACUUAUGUUCUACAGUGCAAAACGCAUUUGUGGUACAUGUUUAACAGUAACUGCUGAGACUUCCUCUUUAUACCGCUGCCUUUUUUAACUCACACCAAAGCAAGCUCUCUUCUGCCCAAGACUGAGAACAAGCAGACAAGAAUAGACAGAGAAAAAAACAAAAUACAUCCACACCUCAGGGGACAGAAAGCAGGAUGGGGGAUCUUGAAGAAAUCCCUAAGCCAGCCCCACGGAGAAUCUUCCAUGAAAGACAGAGGAUCACAGCUCUGCCCCUGUACUUUGAAGGGUUUUUAUCAAUUAGGCGUGCAUGGCAUCAGGAAUUUAAACAUCACUGGACAGAACUCAGAGGAACCACACUUUUCUUCUAUAAUGAUAAGAAAACCACAAUGUAUUUUGAAAAACUAGAUCUAAUGAAUUUGACUUCAGUAACUAACAUUAGUCCAGAAAACAGAUGUUAUGCCCAAUUCAUCUUGACGCUGUCAAAUGAGGAAAUAGAGAUGAAGGUAGAAGACUAUGAAAAUGGGGAGGAGUGGAAAGGCUUUAUUCUCACAGCCACAAAGCUGUCAGUCCCAGUGUGCGCGUCAUUGCUACCUGGCCAACAAACUAGGAUGAAUGAAGUACUGGAGAAAGAAAAGAAAAGAAGGGCAACAAGUGAACAGUUAUCUAGUGCAUCUCUAAGCAACGAGAAACCACAUAAUGGAAACUAUACUAACAUGAUGAACUCUAUACCUGAGUGUUACUAUGAAGUAUCCCGGCAAGAAGCCAUUGAAUUAUUAGAGAAGAAUCCUUCUUUGGGGAAUUUGAUCCUGAGGCCUGGUAGUGACAGCAAGAAUUACUCAAUCUCCAUCAGAUAUUUAACAGAGGUUCCAUGCAUCAAGCACUACAAAGUGGUGAAGCUGGAAACAGGUUACAAAAUUCAACUGGAAAGACCGGUGAUGUUCCAGAACCUGCAUGAUGUCAUUAAUUACUUUGUCAAGGAAACACGAUGGAACCUGAAGCCAUUGGUCAUGCACACCUAUGACAACAAAUUGGAAGCACUAGCUUCAAAGUACACUCCAUCAGCGAUGUACCAGGCUAUUGUCUGUAAGGAAAAAGAGAAGCUGGAUAUAAGCCCUGAUCCUGUGAAAUUCACAGAACCAUUUUGA
Messenger RNA from Gavialis gangeticus (Gharial), 1270 nucleotides. It is a transcript of the gene STAP1, whose product is annotated as signal transducing adaptor family member 1. The transcript is spliced from 9 exons. Lineage: Eukaryota; Metazoa; Chordata; Crocodylia; Gavialidae. Gene Ontology annotation, molecular function: signaling adaptor activity; protein kinase binding. The record is from RefSeq and is a predicted model, not a curated record. Bases 320 to 1270 code for a protein of 316 amino acids. Gene Ontology annotation, biological process: cell surface receptor protein tyrosine kinase signaling pathway; positive regulation of B cell receptor signaling pathway.